GGUUGCGUAGGCGUUCGUGUUCAUGCAAGCCCAAAGUCACAACACAUCGGCAAGGCAUUUAGUUUAUAUUUUGACAUUUUUUUAUUAAAUUUGUAAACCGUUGUGGUCUACCGACUGCCGAUGGGUUCCCGGUAUGAUCAUUACGAUUACUUGUACAAAGUAGUUCUCAUUGGCGAUUCUGGUGUUGGGAAAUCGUGCUUGCUUUCGCGUUUUACACGAAACGAAUUCGACCACGAAUCGAAGUCAACUAUCGGUGUUGAGUUUGCAACGCGUAGUUUGGAAAUUGAUGGCAAAACUAUCAAAGCACAGGUAUUUAGGAUACGAAGUUAUUAUCAGAGCUAGCAAUUUUCAAUAUUUGUAAUUUAUUGUGAGCUACUGAGCUGGGAUGUUUUGUCAAUUUGUAUGACAAAAGCAAUAUUUACAAUGUGAAGUAUUUGAUACAAUAUCGAAUAAAUAUGCAACAUAUUUGUUACAUAUAUCUUGAAAUCAAUCUACCUUUUAAAUUUGAGCAUGUACACUCACUAAAAACUCGUAUUUUUGCUUUAAAAGUUUAAAAAUAUUCCUAUUUCAUGAGCCGGAAGACUCAAUUGUAUUUAAAUUUUGUCACGUAUGGCCGAAACAGGCAAUAUUUUACAUCCGCCUGUAAACUGCUACAUUAAAUUCCAGUUAAUUAAAUUGAUUAAUAUUAACUGAUUAAUCAACAAAGUAGUUUGUCUUGUGGUGACGGGCAUGCAGUAUAAUCAUUAUACAGCUUACUGAAUAGAUCACCUUCCCAUAUUUGUAUUUAUUACAAAAAAUCAGGAUGCAUCCUCUCCCCCCAAAAGUGUCAUGUUUUUGCAUCAAAACAUUCAGCAAUGUGACGACAUUCCUAACAUUGUGAAAUCAACAUCUUGGAAAUGGCAACGUCUGAUUUGUCUGCAAGAAAUUAUGCCGAGUUUAGCUAGUAAUUUUAGCAGGGCCUUCACUCGAAACGUCAGAGUUCUCCUUGUAUUUUUCAGGUAAGCAUCCCUACCUACACUGGUAGAGAUUGUAGGGAUGUAGUUGCAUUCCGGAAUGUUUUAACACAAAAACAAGGCACAUUUCGUCGGUCGAGAGGAAACGUCCACGGUUUUGGUAAUACACAUGCCGACACUUGACCAUGUCAUUCAAAGUCACUGGGUUUUGAAGCUAAAGCUAUUCAAUGGUUCACAAUACUGCUUCUUCUUUAACAAAGAUUACCUCUGACAGACUUCAAACUAAUAAACCACAUAGCAUUAACAUGCUAUGUACUACAUACCUGUCAUCUUCAAUCCCGAGGAUCAAAAUUACGCUGUGACAGUGGGUAGCAUCAGAAGAAAGCGUUGCUUUGUAUGCUUUUGAAAAUGUUAAUAAUUAUGCAUGAUGUCUUACUCUAACACUAGAAUUAAGCAUUACAAAAAGAACCACACUGCCCUUUUAACCCAUUGAGCACCAGCGCUCUCCAAUUUACAAGUGAAAUUGUCUGGCAUUAGACAGAGUAAAGUUAUAAAGUUGGGCACAUUGGCAUGCAAUGCAACUUAAUAGAUUAAUGGCACCUCCUAUUUUGUGCACCUCUAUUAUUGAUGCUCCAAACUCCAACCUUAAUAUUAACUUUUACUGAAGGACAAUUUGUAUCUUGACUAUCUAGGUCUGGGAUACGGCCGGACAGGAGCGCUACAGAGCAAUAACGAGUGCUUACUACAGAGGAGCCGUCGGUGCCAUUCUGGUCUACGACAUCACCAAACAGAAAACAUACGAGAGUGUCAGCCGAUGGAUGGAAGAAGUACAGGAGCAUGCAACGGAUCAGAUUGUUGUCAUGCUUGUCGGGAACAAGUGUGACUUGAGACAUUUGCAGGCGAUACCCACAGAAGAAGUUCAAACUUUAGCCAAGGAACAAAAGAUGUUGUUUGCAGAGGCUUCUGCACUUGACGCGACAAACGUUGAGGAAUUAUUCCAGGAGACAAUCGAGAAAGUACACAGGGUACAAAUUAAAAAGCUUAAGGAGGAACUAGCAGUUAACAAAAAGGACGAGCCAGCGGCAGCAGAAAACAAUGUAGAACUAGAUAGUAAACCAAUUGCUAAAAGAUGCUGCCAAACAUGAAAAAUGUUUAUUCAAGAAAAUUUUAAUUUUCUACUAUAUAAUCUUUAUACUUUAGUAAAUUUUAGAUAUAUUUUGUAAUUGAUUCUUACCAUGCAGUAAUAAGGCAAGAAACUUGUCAAGAGAUAGCAUUUACUUCUCAUAAAUAUUACUCUAACAUUUCAAUACUAAUACAAUCAUGUUUAUUCAGUUAUUGAUCAAUUUUAGCAUGGUUGCCAAAAAGCUUUAGAAAUUUCGGUAGGAUGAUGCAAACCCCCUCUGUCAAAAGACAAUUUGUAGGAAAAAGGCUAAGCAGCUAAUUUUGAGUCACGUAUAUGGGGAGGGGGGUUUGCAAAUUCAGAAGGUUUUGUUAGAAGUUCAGGAGGCUUUGCCACCCAAUUGGCCAAAGUGUGUUUCAGGAAUGACAUGUGGUAUGACAUGGCAUACCUCGACAUAUUGUUUUAAAUAGCAUUCUUCUAUUCUUGGUAAAUUCUUAGGACAAUAUAUUAUGUAAAAAACCCAGCAAAUUAGUCAUAUUAAUUCAAUUCCUUAGUAAUUGUAUAAACCCCUUAUGGUAACCAGUAAAGAUAGAAAUCAAUUAUAUUAUACCAUUUAGUUAAGAUUAUUAGACUAUAAUGCUUAAUACGAAAUUUUGUGAAUUAUUAUAUAAUAUACCAUCCUAUCUACAUACUGUAUAUUUACACCAAAAUAUCUCUGAUAAUUUUUCAAUUUUACCUUUUUGUAACAUCAGUCUAAAAGUUCCAUUAUAAACAUCUUUUUUACAACAUUGUGUUGUGGCCACUAUCUGACUCAGAUUCUUGGGCGUAAAGUUCCAUUGCCAAUUUAAAGUCCUCGUCCACUUCACUUGAGGUCUCUGGACCUAAAUAUUUAAAUGAUUCUAAU
This is a messenger RNA of Paramuricea clavata, 2977 nucleotides long. The record is from the annotation of a GenBank genome assembly. Lineage: Eukaryota; Metazoa; Cnidaria; Anthozoa; Malacalcyonacea; Plexauridae.